This is a messenger RNA of Cucurbita pepo subsp. pepo (vegetable marrow), 922 nucleotides long. RefSeq names its product small RNA-binding protein 11, chloroplastic. NCBI's taxonomy places the organism in Eukaryota, Viridiplantae, Streptophyta, Magnoliopsida, Cucurbitales, Cucurbitaceae. The record is from RefSeq and is a predicted model, not a curated record. Gene Ontology annotation, molecular function: RNA binding.
ACAAGUAAAUUUCAGCCUCACUGGGCUCGACCCAGAAUGCGGCAGAAUUGGGCUUCGAAUCUUUUAUACGACCACUCGACGCCGUCGCUUCUCCAGUUCAACCUCCGGCCGCCGUUUUUUCAUCUCUCUUUACUCGUAGAUACAAGGGCAUAGUUUCACUCUGCUACUACUACUAUGGCCGCAAUCAGAAAAGCGAUGGCGAUUUCCUCCGAUCGUCGUGUUCUUACCUCUUUAUUUCAUCCGCCGUCUCGUCUCAUCUCGUUCAGAGGCAUAGCUUCGAAGCUUUUUGUUGGAGGACUUUCAUUUUACACCUCGGACAAAGGACUGUCGGAAGCCUUUUCUCAAUAUGGUCAGGUUGUUGAAGCUAAAGUUGUGACGGACAGAGUAUCUGAUAAGUCAAAGGGAUUCGGAUUCGUCACCUUUGCGUCUGAAGACGAAGCUCAUACAGCCCUGACAGAGAUGAACGGAAAGUCUUUGAACGGAAGGGUUAUUUUCGUGGACUAUGCAAAACCGACGACCAAUUUUCGUGGUGGAAUUCCGAUAGCGAGAGGACCUCCUGAGGAGAAAACUGAUGAAUGAUUGCUCAUAAAACUUUACGCUCUGUCGUUUAUCAAAAGAAAUUAGCUGAAAAGGGAAUGAACAACCCAUGUAGAUGUGCAUAAAAAGUGUGGUUCAGACAUGUUUCAGCAAUUUGCAUUAUGCCAGAGACGUAAAAGGCUACAGGAAAAAAGGUCAGCUUGCAGGAAUCUUCAAAAUUCGAUGAAAUUAGACAAACAGAUUGAUUUUUUAUAGUACUCUAAGUUUGCUUCUUAUUUGUUAAGUAUCUUAUUAGCCGUAGUUAAACUGAUAUUCAGACAUUUUAACCUGUAUUUCUUAGUUUUCUGAUUGCCAUAUUGUGAUACUAAUCUUUCUUUCGCAGCAA